Micropterus salmoides (largemouth bass) is the source of this 1024-nucleotide messenger RNA. RefSeq names its product brefeldin A-inhibited guanine nucleotide-exchange protein 3-like. The annotation marks the transcript as partial. Lineage: Eukaryota; Metazoa; Chordata; Actinopteri; Centrarchiformes; Centrarchidae. The record is from RefSeq and is a predicted model, not a curated record. The transcript has 4 exons.
CCGUUUAUUCUGAAGGCAGCUCUGCAUGAGCUUCCUCCACCUGUCGCCCUGCUGAGACAGGAAAUCCCAUUCCAGUGACUCCACCAACUCCUGCCACAUCUUCAAGCUCCCCCUCGGGGAAACUGUGUAAAUACUGUGUUGCCAGGUUGGAGAAAAGUCCACCUUCUAGCGGAAUGCUGUGGUGUUUUCCUGGCGUGCAAGCGGCUUGAUUUGAAGGAUAGAAGGAACCGGAUCUGGAUCCCGUGAUGAACACAAGUAUCAGCUGGAACGGAUUUUCAAAAGACGGUAGUGCUGAGGCUUAAACUGACUGACGAAGAUGAGAGAAGGGGGUUUGUUCAUUGAAUUUAUCCACCGUGAGAAUUUAUGAUGAGUAUUUUUCAGAUGUCAGAUCGCUGUUCGUCCUGGAAGCCAUAGCUGUGGAUUUAUGCAAAAACCACUUCCUCCUUCUACCGUCCUAAGGAUUGACGGUCUGGCCUGACAUCAUUGGCUGGUCGUUGGGAAUGAAUCAUCGCCUUCUUCAGGGGGGUCCAGGGAUGCUGUCACUGUCACUGCACCCUUAAAAUACCACAGACAAACCGACUCGUACACAAACCCACCCAGCCCCGGCGUGUCUCUGUUCUCUGAGAUUACUAAACUGUGUUUUCUUUGGAGCCAGCAUGGAGGAAAUAAUGCGCAAGCUGCAAAAAGACGCGUCCGGCCACAAGCACAAAGCUAUCCGCGAUGCCUGCGUCUACGCCUACGAAACCCUUGAGUCUCAGAAUGGACCAGCCAAGAUUUCUCCUUCACAACUUCGAGCGUGUUGUCUGCUGCCGCUACAGAUGGCUCUGGAGUCAAAAAAACACCAAACUAGGACAGACGGCGCUUACUGGAAUGCAGAAGCUCCUGUGUGAGGACAGGUUUGUGGGCGGGGUCGGUGUGGAGGUAGAGGUGGAGGCUCUGGAGAAGCAGCUGCUCAGCCAGAUGUUGGAGGCCAUCAGAGUCACCCCAUCUCUCCAUGAAGACCUGCAGGUGGGAAGUCAUGAAG